This is a messenger RNA of Coregonus clupeaformis (lake whitefish), 3088 nucleotides long. RefSeq names its product metal regulatory transcription factor 1. NCBI's taxonomy places the organism in Eukaryota, Metazoa, Chordata, Actinopteri, Salmoniformes, Salmonidae. The record is from RefSeq and is a predicted model, not a curated record. Gene Ontology annotation, biological process: positive regulation of transcription by RNA polymerase II; central nervous system development. Gene Ontology annotation, cellular component: nucleus. The transcript is spliced from 11 exons. Gene Ontology annotation, molecular function: RNA polymerase II cis-regulatory region sequence-specific DNA binding; DNA-binding transcription activator activity, RNA polymerase II-specific. The coding region runs from base 213 to 2387 and encodes 724 amino acids.
GAGGAAGCUGGAUAAGUAGGCUGCUAGGGUAACUACGAUGUUGCAACAUUGUAACAACGGAGGAAUUGGGUGAUUGAGUCAGGAUAAACAAAGCGGAAGACAUUUUAUAAAGACUUUGACGACCUUGUAGUUGUUCUUUACUGCAUUUACGUGGUGAUCUUUCAAAACGUGGCAAUCCAGUUAGUGUGUGUGUGACACCUUUGUUACCAUGCAUGAGGAUGAAUGUCCAAUCCAAUGAGACCAUGCUCUUUGAGGAGGAGGAAGAGGCGGACAAGACAAGUCGGGAGGUUGAAGAGGACAAUGUGUCCAGAAGGAUGGUUACUGUCAACUGGGACCAAUGGGACAGGCUACUGCUGCCCUCUCCACUGGACUCUGGUGUGCACAGUCUGGACACAGUGUACGACAGAACCACUGUGAUGAUUGAGCAAGACCCUGUGGGUUCUACAACUGACAAUAAAGAGGAAGAAGAGGACCUGAUGAUGUAUCUAGAUGAGGGAUGUGAGACGGAGGAUCGUGGAGGUCUGGAAGACCACUGGGAGGCCAUGUCACAGGGAUACAUCCACCACACCAUCUCCCAGGACCAGAUCCAGUUCACCAUCAACCCUGGUUCCACACCCAUGCCCCGUCACAUCCAGGGGGCCACCAUCACACUACACUCUGAGUGCCCAGAGACCCACCACAGCGAGGUGAAGCGUUACCAGUGUCUAUACAAGGACUGUACUCGUACCUACAGCACAGCAGGGAACCUGCGGACCCACCAGAAGAGACACAGAGGAGAGUACACAUUUGUCUGCAACCAGUUGGGCUGUGACAAGGCCUUCCUCACUUCCUAUAGUCUGAAGAUCCACGUCCGUGUUCACACCAAGGAGAAACCCUUUGAGUGUGACCAACAGGGCUGUGAGAAGGCCUACAACACACUGUACAGGCUAAAAGCCCACCAGAGACUGCACACAGGGAACACGUUUAACUGUGAGUCAGACGGAUGCACCAAGUACUUCACCACCCUGAGUGACCUGAGGAAACACAUCCGGACACACUCCAAGGAGAAGCCCUUCAGGUGUGACCAUCCUGGCUGUUACAAGACGUUCACCUCUAGUGACCACCUCCAAACACACUUCCUGGGACACACAGGUGAGUCACCCGUCCUUCAGGUGGACACAGACGGUGAUAACUCCCUAAGCUCCUCCAACAGCCUGAGGGACAACAUCAAAGGUUACGACCCUGGACUGUCAGCUGACAUCACUCACAGCCACUCUCUCUCAGAGGAUUUGAAUCCUCGUUCCCCAUGUCUCAGUGAUAUGAGCCUGAUUUCCACUGAUUCUCAGCUCAGAGAAAAUAACUCUGAUGCCCUGGAUCUGAUGUUUGAGUUGCUGUUUCAAGACAAGCCCCAGCCACAGGAUGUGUCGUCGUUGGCAGUGCCCUCAUGUAGUUUGGAGAACCCAUCUCCAACCGUGGUGCUCCCAGAAGCAUCUACCUGUUUCAUCUCUACCUGUCCUGCCCCCUCUGACUCUAUCCCUGGUGAACCCUGUCCUGUACCCCAGCCCAUCGCUGUCCUCACCGCUGGGUGUACCCCUGGUGAACCCUGUCCAGUUCCUGAAAAACCUAAACAUGAUGUGAAUCCAGAACAGACAUCCAACCAGAGCCUAUUACAACAGCCAGCCACAUCUGUCUAUUCCCAACCAGGCUCCAAUCAGAGCCUAUUACCACAGCCAACCAACCAGAGCCUCCUACCACAGCAGAGCCUACUACUAGAGCCAACCACCACCCUCCAUUCACAACCAGGCUCCACCCAGAGCCUACUAAUACAGCCAGCUGCCACGCCCUCCAUCCAUUCGCAACCAGGCCCAUACCCUCCACCCCCCAGCUCCUCCCUCCAGGCCCCACUAACACCCCUUUCCCUGGGGCACUCUGCUCCUCCUACUGUCCCUGCCGUGAGUAUCCUCCAGCCCAUGACCUUGUCCACUCAGAACCUCCAGUGGCUGUUGAACAGUGUCAAUGACCAGAGGCAGCGGGACACACAGACACAGCUAUCACAACAACAUAGUGGCUCAACAGUAGAGAAGCUCUAUUUUACCACAGCAAUACCUAUGGGAGGGAACACAGGGACAGCUCUGCAGCAGAUAGGCCUGCAUCUGCCUGUCAUCGUCAUCAGACAGGGAGAGUCAUGCCAGUGUCGGUGCCCCUGCAGAGACGGCAGCACAGCAUCAGACACAGAGAAACAGACUGGUUGUCAACCUACUGGUGAACCCUCUGGUGCCCAGGUCAAGCAGCCCCAGGACCUAUCAACCCAGGACCCACCACCCCAGCACUCUCAGCCCCAGGACCCACUACCCCAGCCCCCUCGACCACAGCAGCCUCAACCUCCACCUCCAACUGUACCUCCCUGAUGAAAAUUCAAGUCAACCUUUUGAUGCUGGAGAAACUGUUCCUGUUACUUAUCCAACUGAGACGUCUCUAUGCACUCUACUGUGUACUUAACUCUUCCUGUUGUUAAUACCUAGUUCAAGAUCAGGUCUCCCUACCCUGUCCCCAUAACCUUAACCAACAGUAACCCCAUACUAGUUGCUGAGGGUAGAAAGCAAUAAUUUGCUGCAUUUCAGUAUGGAUCAGGUCAAUGCAGUUUACCUACAGUGUUUUAUUUUGAUUUAUGACAUGUCUAGUAGCGUUCUAUUAUGAGUUGGGCUUGAACAGUGGCUGGCCGCUGAGUGUAGUGUGGAAAACAGUUGACUCAAGCACAAAUCCUCUGAAGCAACAUUCCUCUUUACAUCCAGUCUUGCUGGAAACAUUAAGGGUGACAUUAUUUUUGAUGGGGCAGAAAGAAAAAGCACUGUUGGCAAAACGGAAUAUCACUCCCCAUGCAGUACCUGGCAUUGCAGUUUUUGUCAAAUGUGUGUGGAAUGUAAAAUGUUAUGGCAUCACGUGCGUCAUGAAUCCGUACCAUUUCAUUAUGAACCUGCAAAGGAUCUGGAGAUGUAGUAAAUGCUGCUAUAACAAUAUAGUGUAUUUAGACACUAGCAAACUAACCUGGCAAAGUAAAACUAUUUAGUUUUUCUUGAAUGUUCACAAUAUAACCGUUUUUAACAUGUCA